ACGUGAGAGAAAAUCACAAACAAAAACAGAGACUGAGGGAAUAAAAAAAAACAGAAUAAAAUGGCAUUUCUGAAGUCAGUGGCUACCACAACAGCCAUAGCAGCCUCAGCUCUGCCCGCUGCUUUCGCAAUCGCUUCUCUCUCUUCAUCGUCUCCGUCUUCCUUUCCGAUCUCCAAAACCCUAAAUUUCGCCUCCUUGUCAUCGUCCUCGUCGUCGAUUUUUACCCCAGACCGCUUGGCCCCCAUCAAGAGCGAGUUCACUCGCCCUCCCUCUGCCCUUCACAUGGACGCGCCUCUAUCGAAUGGCAAACCCUCCUCACAGGACGAUGCCGUAUUGCCGGAAUUACUGACAGAGUUCAUGGUGGAUAUGAAGUGUGAGGGUUGUGUUAAUGCCGUUAAGAAUAAGAUACAGACUGUUAAUGGAGUUAAGAAUGUUGAAGUGGAUUUGAGCAACCAAGUGGUUAGGGUUCUUGGGUCUUCGCCUGUUAAGACCAUGACUGAAGCUUUGGAGCAGACAGGUCGCAAAGCCCGAUUAAUUGGCCAGGGGGUCCCUGAAGAUUUCCUGAUUUCUGCUGCUGUUGCCGAAUUCAAAGGUCCAGUUAUUUUUGGUGUGGUUCGCUUGGCUCAAGUGAAUAUGGAAUUGGCUAGAAUUGAAGCUAACUUUAGUGGGUUGUCACCUGGAAAACAUGGUUGGUCCAUUAAUGAAUUUGGGGAUCUAACAAAGGGUGCAGCAAGCACUGGAAAAGCUUUCAAUCCAGGGAACAACAUGGCUGAACAAGAGCCUCUGGGCGACCUGGGAACAUUAAAUGUUGAUGAGAGUGGUGAGGCCUUUUUUUCGGGUGUUAAACAGAAGCUGAGAGUUGCUGAUCUCAUUGGGCGAUCCAUAGCUGUGUAUGGAAGUGAAGAUAGAUCAGAUCCAGGUCUCACAGCUGCAGUGAUAGCUAGAAGUGCUGGAGUUGGUGAGAACUACAAAAAGCUCUGCACAUGUGAUGGCACCACCAUCUGGGAAGCAACUAAUGCAGAUUUUGUCACUAGCAAAGUUUGAUGAUGAACCACCUACACUUCCUUCUGACUGAAAUUUGUACCACUUUUUAUGUGUCUAUCAAAUUAAAGAGUGUAGCUCUUGGGAUCUCUUAAGGAGAACCGAGGUAUUUGUAUCUGUGUGUCAUUAUCUAAGCUAGUGUAUAGUUCUUGGAAUCGUGUAUUUUCUAAAAGCAACGACUUCAUUAUGAAGAACUGAAGAGAUAAAGAGUUCCGUCUAAUAAAACAGAUGUCCUACAUGUUUA
This is a messenger RNA of Cornus florida, 1285 nucleotides long. Its product is annotated as copper chaperone for superoxide dismutase, chloroplastic/cytosolic. The record is from RefSeq and is a predicted model, not a curated record. Lineage: Eukaryota; Viridiplantae; Streptophyta; Magnoliopsida; Cornales; Cornaceae. Bases 61 to 1044 code for a protein of 327 amino acids. The transcript is spliced from 6 exons. Gene Ontology annotation, biological process: removal of superoxide radicals. Gene Ontology annotation, molecular function: superoxide dismutase activity; copper ion binding.